AUGGGGUUCCAUGCUUCGUCAUCAUAUUUCACAGAGUUGUUCUUGACCAGGUCACGGGCUCGUCCACGUCUCUUAUUCGCUCUCAAUCGAGAGAGUAGAUGGAGCUUCUUCUCAACGCCUCAGCUUCAGAAUCCAUAUGGGAAUUCGGUAUCUCUAGAGGCGACUUUUCAUAUGAAACUCUCUCAACUCACUAGAGGCAUCAGUAGAAAGUUUUCUGGUCUCACCUCUGGAUUGAUGUAUUUCUCUUCUGUGCCCAUCUCACAAAAGAGUGAUGAUGGAGUGCCUGUGAUAUUUAACCCUACAUCGAGACAGUAUCUGAGCUUACCUAAUACGAGAGGGUAUGAUGGCUUUAUAGUGUUUGAUAGCUUAUAG
Microthlaspi erraticum is the source of this 372-nucleotide messenger RNA. Lineage: Eukaryota; Viridiplantae; Streptophyta; Magnoliopsida; Brassicales; Brassicaceae. The record is from the annotation of a GenBank genome assembly.